Staurois parvus is the source of this 296-nucleotide messenger RNA. The record is from the annotation of a GenBank genome assembly. Lineage: Eukaryota; Metazoa; Chordata; Amphibia; Anura; Ranidae.
UGCUGUCAAUCAGUGCCACUUAUCAGUGCCAGUCAGUGCUGCCUAUCAGUGUGCAUCAGUGCUGCCUAUCAGUGUCAGUCAGUGCCACCUAUUAGUGCCAGUCAUCAGUGCCAUAUAUCAGUGCCAGUCAGUGCUGCCUUUCAGUGCCCAUCAGUGAUGCCUGUCAAUGCCCAUCAGUGCCACCUACCAGUGCCUCCUCAUCAGUGUCCAUCAGUGCAGCCUAUCAGUGCCCAUCACUGCAGCCUCACUAGCACACAUCAGUGAAGGAGAAAAAUCAUGAAUGGUUCACAAAAUAU